GCAAAGUACAGCUCCGAGCGACGCUAACUUAGCUGAGAGAAGUGAAAUGAUUACUGGAAGAUAAGUGAGUCGCUUUUCAAGAACAAAUUGUUGCUUUUGUGCAACAUUAAAUUGCUGAUAAGUCCCUGUCAGACUCGUUUAUUUUGGAAGUGAUCCUUGUAAAGAAUGGCGUCAGCAAAGGAUCCCUUUCAAUUUCAAGAAUUUGAUGAAGCUGGUAGUCUGUUGGAAGCCAAUAGAGAUGCCACCACCAUAAGCAUUGAGGACGAUAAUAUCAACCCUGAGAAGCAGAGGAAAGCUGCUGGUUUCAUUCCCAAUGGUGAUAACGAGGACCCACUCGCCGAUGAUGAUGAUGACAAGACAGAGCUUCUCUCUGGGCAAAAGAAGAGUGCGCCUUUCUGGACGUUUGAGUACUACCAAAAGUUUUUUGACAUCGAGACACAUCAUGUGAAGGAAAGAAUCAUUGGAUCAGUGCUGCCGUGGCCUGGGAAGAACUUUAUUAAUGUCUACCUGCGUAGAAAUCCUGAUCUCUAUGGACCAUUCUGGAUUUGCACAACGCUUGUAUUUGCCAUUGCCAUCAGUGGAAACAUAUCCAACUUUCUGGUGCACUUGGGCAAACCAAACUAUAAGUAUACCCCAGAGUUUCGAAAGGUGACCAUAGCUGCAACAGCCAUUUUCAGCUAUGCUUGGCUGGUGCCUCUUGCCCUUUGGGGGUUUCUGCUCUGGAGAAACAACAAGAUUAUGAACUUGGUGUCGUAUUCCUUUAUGGAGAUUGUCUGUGUCUACGGAUAUUCCCUCUCGAUUUACAUACCUGCAGUGGUUCUUUGGAUUUUCCCGUACGAGUGGGUGAGGUGGUGCUCCAUCAUGGUGGCGCUCUGCCUCUCUGGUUCGGUCCUGGUUCUGACUUUCUGGCCUGCGGUCAGAGAUGACCACCCCAAAGUUAUCAUAGCUAUCAUGUCAGCCAUAGCGCUGCUCAACAUCCUGCUUGCUGUUGGAUGCAAGGCCUAUUUCUUCAGCAAACCAGAACCAGCACUACUGGUGAUCGAAGGAACGAUAAAGCCAUGAAAGCCUUUCAUUGUCUAAAGGUUCUCCUGUUGCCUUAUUAGAGAGAAUCGGGUUGCUGUGGUGAUGAAGUCAUGGGUCGUCUGGAUUUCACCUGCACUUGGACAUUCUGGCUUAAGACCUUAAACCCCAAUGCACGCUCGGUUCAACUACGUGACCUUUUGAAAAUGAACACUAGUACCUGAGUAUGUUAUUUCUAUGGGGACGGUUCGAACCUUCUUUUUUUUUUAAGAUAAAUGGGGUAUGGUGUUACUCAGCACAUGAGAGCUCCUGUAGUGUGGUAGUUUUUUGCUUUAUAGCGAUUAUGUUAAAAAAUAUUAAGAUAACCAGUCUGUGCAGUAAUGUUGGUGGCAUCAAACUCAUUUUGUAUAAGUAAUUUUUUUAUAUAUAUAUAUGUAUAUGCAAGUUUUAAUGGGAUUUGGCUAGUAGACUUUGUAUACAGGAUUUCUGUAUGAACAGUAAAACAUCUACAGGUUUGGGUGAGUUUUUGUAUUUUCUUUAAAGUGAUUUAACCAUAAAUGGUGUUAACUAAUGCCAAAGACCCAUCCUAAAUGUCCAAGAGAUUUACAACUUGUAUAACUAUUUUUUUAUGAUUUUUUUUUUUUUUAGUGACAAACUGCAUUUGAUAAUAAUAAUAAUAAUCGAAUCGAAUAUGUAAUUUCUCAGUGUUUCCUUGGGGACAGAAAUAAAAUAAAGUUACUGUAAAUGA
Messenger RNA from Scomber japonicus (chub mackerel), 1768 nucleotides. It is a transcript of the gene yipf1, whose product is annotated as Yip1 domain family, member 1. Gene Ontology annotation, molecular function: small GTPase binding. Bases 166 to 1062 code for a protein of 298 amino acids. Lineage: Eukaryota; Metazoa; Chordata; Actinopteri; Scombriformes; Scombridae. The transcript is spliced from 10 exons. The record is from RefSeq and is a predicted model, not a curated record. Gene Ontology annotation, cellular component: membrane; Golgi apparatus. Gene Ontology annotation, biological process: vesicle-mediated transport.